Messenger RNA from Odobenus rosmarus divergens (Pacific walrus), 1569 nucleotides. It is a transcript of the gene CGAS, whose product is annotated as Mab-21 domain containing 1. Gene Ontology annotation, biological process: paracrine signaling; cellular response to exogenous dsRNA; negative regulation of double-strand break repair via homologous recombination. Bases 1 to 1569 code for a protein of 522 amino acids. The transcript is spliced from 5 exons. Gene Ontology annotation, molecular function: chromatin binding; 2',3'-cyclic GMP-AMP synthase activity; double-stranded DNA binding. Gene Ontology annotation, cellular component: nucleus; site of double-strand break; cytosol. The record is from RefSeq and is a predicted model, not a curated record. Lineage: Eukaryota; Metazoa; Chordata; Mammalia; Carnivora; Odobenidae.
AUGGAUCCCCGGCGCGGAAAUGCCACGCGGAGAGCUUCGAAGGCCAGAGCCGCCACCCCCAAGGUUCUGGCGCAAGGAGAGAAGGGUCCCCGGGGUGAGCCCAGCGAAUCUCCGGCCGCCCUUGGUGCCGCCGGGCCCAAAGCACAGAAGUGCGGCCCCGUCGGGGCAUCUGGAUCCCGGCGGAAGAAGAGUGCCCCGGGCUCCACGGAGAGACCACAGGUGCGCGCUCGGAGUGUCCGCGCCAAAAAGGCGCCUCUGGGCGCUGAGGACGUGGUGGAGGGGCUGGCGGUUCCGGCGGAGAAGCUGGCGUCUCCUGCGGCCUCCGGGCAGCACCUUCUCAGGACCGGAUCUCGCCGCGAGAGGGACGCGCGCGCCGCUCAGGAGCAGAGAGACUUGCCAGAGCCCACGGAGGUCUCCGGCCUCGGCCCGCUUCUUCCAGAGUGGAGUCUGAGGCAGAAGAGGGAGGCGCCUGGCGCCUGGAAGCCCCGAGCGGUGCUGGAAAAGUUGAGGCUGAGGCGCGAGGAAAUCUCAGUGGCGGCGGAGAUUGUGAACAGGGUUGUGGACCGCCUGCUGCGGAGAUUGCAGAGCUGUGAGUCUGAUUUCAAAGGGGUCUCGCUGCUGCGCACCGGAAGUUACUACGAGCGCGUGAAGAUUUCUGCUCCUAAUGAAUUUGAUAUAAUGUUCAAACUGGAGGUCCCCAGAAUUCAGCUAGAAGAAUAUUGCAACAGCGGUGCUUUUUACUUUGUGAAGUUCAAAAGAAAUCCCAAAGGAAAUCCUCUGAGUCAGUUUUUAGAAGAUGAAAUAUUAUCAGCUUCUAAGAUGCUGUUCAAGUUUAGGAAGAUCAUUAAGGAAGAAAUUAAAAACAUUCAAGAUACAGAUGUCAUUAUGCAGAGGAAGAAGAGGGGGAGCCCUGCUGUAACACUUCUUAUUAGAAAACCUAAAGAAAUAUCUGUGGAUAUAAUCCUGGCUUUGGAGUCAAAAAGCAGCUGGCCUGCUAGCACCCAGGAAGGACUGCCCAUCAGUCAGUGGCUUGGGACAAAAGUUAAAACCGACUUGAGACGACAGCCAUUUUACCUGGUACCCAAGCAUGCAAAGGAAAGAAAUGGUUUUCAAGAAGAAACAUGGCGGCUGUCCUUCUCUCACAUUGAAAAGGACCUUUUGAAAAGUCAUGGACAUUCUAAAACAUGCUGUGAAACUGAUGGAGUAAAAUGUUGCAGGAAAGAUUGCUUAAAACUAAUGAAGUAUCUCUUAGAACAAUUGAAAAUAAAGUUUGGACACCGAAAGGAACUGGAUAAAUUCUGCUCCUACCAUAUGAAAACUGCCUUCUUUCAUGUCUGUACCCAGGACCCGCAAGACAGUCAGUGGCACCCCAGAGACCUAGAGCUCUGCUUUGAUAACUGCGUGACAUACUUUCUUGAGUGCCUCAAGAUUGAACAACUCAAGCAUUAUUUUAUUCCUGGAUUCAAUCUAUUCGCUCGGGACCAAAUUGACAAAAUAAGUAAAGAAUUUCUAUCACAGCAAAUUGAAUAUGAAAGAAACAAUGGAUUUCCAGUUUUUCAUGAAUUUUGA